This is a messenger RNA of Sorex fumeus (smoky shrew), 581 nucleotides long. RefSeq names its product dynein light chain Tctex-type 2B (gene DYNLT2B). NCBI's taxonomy places the organism in Eukaryota, Metazoa, Chordata, Mammalia, Eulipotyphla, Soricidae. Gene Ontology annotation, biological process: microtubule-based movement. Gene Ontology annotation, molecular function: dynein intermediate chain binding. The record is from RefSeq and is a predicted model, not a curated record. The coding region runs from base 35 to 478 and encodes 147 amino acids. The transcript has 5 exons. Gene Ontology annotation, cellular component: cytoplasm; cytoplasmic dynein complex.
GCGCGCGCGGCGUCUCCCGGGCGACGGCUCGAACAUGGCUUCGUACCGGGCCGUCUCCUUCUCGGUAGCGCAGUCCAGCAGCACGGUCGAUGGGUUGGCAGAGACGGAGAAUCUGGGGGAGUCCGAGAACACCUACAUUCUGAGGCCCAUUUUCCAGCAAAGGUUCAGGCCCUCUGUGGUUAAAGACUGCAUCCAUGCUGUGCUCAAGGAGGAAUUGACAAAUGUUGAAUACUCUCCAGAAGAAAUGCCUCAGCUCACAAAACAUUUAUCAGAAAGUAUUAAAGAUAAAUUAAAAGAAAUGGGAUUCGAUCGAUAUAAAAUGGUGGUACAAGUAGUGAUUGGAGAACAAAGAGGUGAAGGAGUAUUCAUGGCUGCCCGCUGUUUCUGGGAUGCUGACACGGACAACUACAUGCAUGAUGUCUUUAUGAAUGACAGUUUAUUCUGUGUUGCAGCAGUAUUUGGAUGUUUCUACUAUUGAAUCUUUGAACAGCUGGGAAAAGAAAUGACUAUGAAGAAAUAUGAACUUUUUAAUGUUAUUAAUUGUACUGACAAAAUAAAAAAGUUAAUAGUCGGGCAACUGA